GUACGGAUCGGAUAGUUACCUAUUCUAUUGUAGGUAAUCCAGCGCCCGGCAUAGCCACAACCGGGCGAAAUAUAGUAAAAAAGCACUCUGUAUAGUAUGGUAUGUGGUAACUAUACUCUGCUUCAUGUUCUUUCAAGUUAGGCGAGAGGGCUCAUGUGGUAUAUAAGUUGGAUCCAUCCUACCGAGUUGGUCUCAUUCUUUCUAUUCAUUCAGUCUCUAUCAACCAAACUUAUAUAUAAUUCAUUCUAUCGCUGUUGGUUGACACUGAACCCUGAUAAAUAUUGUAUCGUUUCUCCAUCUAUUCGCCUUGACUUUUGUGUCUACUUUACAUCUAUAUCUAUCCAUCCAUCCACCCAUCCACCCAUCCGUCCACCUAUCGGUAUAGAUAGAUAGAUAUAUAGCAGUACCCUUCCAUUCCACCUCAGAAUGUGUUUCAACGACUCGCGAAACCGUCAAUACGCCGUUCCGUCCCGCCCAGUGGACAUCCGAUACAACACCCAAUCCAACUCUAAUAUCGGAUACGGUCGAAAAGUAAAGAAAGGCAGAAGACGCGGGAACAACUACGCCGACAGCGGGGCAUACUAUACAGCCGGAUAUGGUGGUGGAGGAGGAGAUAGCGGCGGCGGUGGUGGUGGUCACGGCGGUGGACAUGGAGGAGCCAGUGGAUGCGGAGGCGGCGGCGGCGGAGGAUGCGGAGGAGGAGGUGGAGGAAGCUAAAUAAAUGAAUACGAGAUGGAAUCGGGCUGAAGUUUAUGGUUUCUGGGAUGUACACGGCAUGGCAUUGGCGUUUUGGCUUUGAAUCUGGAGGGGGUUGAGCAUUGUUCUGCUAAAGAAUGAGGCCACAUUAUAUACGAGUGAUCAUGGAUUACGAUAUGCCCUACUUAUACCGUGUCUAAUCGGGGGUAGAUUUCCGAGAUCCCACGGAAAAGCGAUGGCUACUAGUAAGACCUAUUUAUCCGGAGGACAGAAUGAGGGAUCAUACAGAAUGCUAACGAGCGGAUCUACGGAGAGUUAUACUUCAUUCAAAGGUGCUUUCUAUAAACAACGUGAAGUUUACAACUGGUGGGAAAAUCAAAGUAAAUACAUUUAUGAAGUUUUAAGACAUUAAUACGACCUAACAAUAUCAAAUGAAUUCAUGCACAUCUCUAUUUGACCUGAGUUUACCUUGUUUUCCAAAGCAUGUCAAUUCUCUUCUUUCGG
Messenger RNA from Aspergillus ochraceoroseus IBT 24754, 1200 nucleotides. RefSeq lists its product as uncharacterized. The transcript has a single exon. NCBI's taxonomy places the organism in Eukaryota, Fungi, Ascomycota, Eurotiomycetes, Eurotiales, Aspergillaceae. The coding region runs from base 427 to 717 and encodes 96 amino acids. The record is from RefSeq and is a predicted model, not a curated record.